GGGCCGGUACCGCCGCCAUGGACCCGUUCCUGGUGCUGCUGCACUCGGUGUCGACCGGCCUGUCGAGCGCCGAGCUGACGGAGCUGAAGUUCCUGUGCCUCGGGCGCGUGGGCAAGCGGAAGCUGGAGCGCGUGCAGAGCGGCCUGGACCUCUUCACCGUGCUGCUGGAGCAGAGCGACCUGGAGCCCGGGCGCCUGGGCCUGCUGCGCGAGCUGCUCGGCUCGCUGCGCCGCCACGACCUGCUGCGGCGCCUGGACGGAUGCCUGCGUCCCAGCCUGGACUUCACCCACCUGUCCCACCUGACUCCACCCUCUGCCCACAUCCACCGGCCCAUCUACCGUCCUCUGUCCACCCAUCAGGGCAUCCAACGAGACAGGGAAUGGGCUGUCGCAGGCGGUGAGCCACAGCAAGAGAACCCGCUGUUCAGCACCACAGAGAUGGAGAUGGAGACAGGAGCCCCCGGCACCCAUGCCCAGUUCCCCACCCAGGUACGAGGAGGCUCUGCAGGGUGGGGUGAGCCCCAGGGAGGUGUCCACGGUGAUGCUGACCUCAUGGAGGAGCAGCAGGCAGCUCCCACAUUUGCCGCCUUGACGGGGCGGCCCGGAAGCUCCUGUGGGCAGCAGCUGGCCCUAGAGCACGCCUGA
Messenger RNA from Dipodomys ordii (Ord's kangaroo rat), 644 nucleotides. RefSeq names its product Fas (TNFRSF6)-associated via death domain (gene Fadd). Lineage: Eukaryota; Metazoa; Chordata; Mammalia; Rodentia; Heteromyidae. The record is from RefSeq and is a predicted model, not a curated record. The coding region runs from base 18 to 644 and encodes 208 amino acids. Gene Ontology annotation, biological process: negative regulation of extrinsic apoptotic signaling pathway via death domain receptors. Gene Ontology annotation, molecular function: protein binding. The transcript is spliced from 4 exons.